This is a messenger RNA of Limanda limanda (common dab), 1656 nucleotides long. RefSeq names its product ceramide kinase-like (gene cerkl). Bases 1 to 1656 code for a protein of 551 amino acids. NCBI's taxonomy places the organism in Eukaryota, Metazoa, Chordata, Actinopteri, Pleuronectiformes, Pleuronectidae. The transcript has 14 exons. Gene Ontology annotation, molecular function: kinase activity. The record is from RefSeq and is a predicted model, not a curated record.
AUGUCGGAGCCCGAGGAGGAGCUGAGUCAGCAGAAAGACAGCACGAAGAAGAAGAAGAAGAAGACAGACAAACGGAGCGGGAAGAAGAAGAAGAAGAAGCCGAGGGAGAGACGGGAAGAAGAGGAAGAGGAGCAGCAGCUGGAGGAAGAGGAGGAAAAGGAGCACAGUGAAUGUGUCGUGCUGCGUGGGAUCUUCAGACUGGGGAAGAAGAGUCACGACGUCCUGCUCACCCGAACCAGACUGAGCUGGACCCCCAUCACGCCUGAGACCCCCACAGCUGGUGAGCCAUGUGUAACACAGCCAGGUGUGCUGCUGCUGCAGGACGUUUAUGCAGUGAAGGUGAAGCGGCGGCGAGCAGCAGGCCAGGAGUCGGGGGGAGCCGUGCUCGGCGUGGCCCUCUUCUGCUGCAAGAGGACAGGGAGGAAGCUGGAGGUGGACACGCUUCACCUCAACAACGCCUCCGCGGAACACACACAAACCUGGUACAACACCCUGAGGGAGCUGCUCACAGGGUUCAAUCGUCCCAGGUACCUGAAGGUCUUCAUCAACCCCAGCAGCCACAAGAAGGAGUCUGUGCACAUCUACAGAGAACACGUGGCUCCGCUCUUCAAGAUGGCCGACGUCCGCACCGACAUCACGGUGACAGAGAGAAAGGGUCAUGCUCUCUCAGUGAUGAAGGAAUGCAAGCUGGAUGAAUAUGAUGGGGUGGUGUGUGUUGGCGGUGAUGGCUCGGUGGCGGAGCUGUGUCACUCUCUGGUCCUCAGAGCUCAGCUGGAUGCAGACUCCCCAGAGAAACCAGUGAAACAAGUGCUGCCGCUGGGGAUCAUUCCUGCAGGCUCCACAGAUGUGGUUUCCUGUUCUGUUCAUGGAGUUAGAGAUCCGGUCACAGCGGCGCUCCACAUUGUUCUGGGUCACCAGCAGCAGGUGGACAUGUGCAGCUUCUCGUCUCUCGGUCAGUUGGUGUGUUUUGGUUUCUCCGCCAUGUUUGGCUUCGGCGGGCGGAGCUUAGCGCGGGCGGAGAAGAAGAGGUGGAUGCCGUCAUCCCGGCGACGAGAGUACGCCCUAUUGAAGACGCUGGCAAGACUAAAACCGGAGGACUGUCAGUUGUCUUUCCUCCCAGCGAAGAAAUCAAGCGGGAGUCUGUCUGAACAUCGGGACCAGGAUCUGGACCAGGAUCCAGAGGAGACCUGGAUGACCAAUCAGGGCCUGUAUCUGAACAUCAGCAUCAUGUCCAUCCCCUGUCUGAGUCCACAUGCACCUCGAGGACUCGCUCCUAACACCAGUUUGGCCAAUGGCAGCGCAACGCUGACCGCAGUGGGAAACACUUCCAGGUCAGAGUUUGUCAAACACCUGAAGAGAUACAACAGCUCCAGUGGACAGUUCAGCUUCUCGUUCGUGGAGACGCACGACGUGUCAGCGGUGAGAGUCCGUCCCCGCUCACUCGUUGGCUGGUCGGAAGAGGAGAGCGAGGAGGAGAGCGACUCCAAAACAACACCCAUCAUCCAAUCAGAGGGCGCCGCCUUCCCCUGGAAUAUCGAUGGGGAGCUGGUUGAAAUUGCUAACGAAGUACUCAUCAGGGUCCACCCACAGCUCAUCACGCUGUACGGGGACGAGGUGGAUGAGGCCGAAACAACCGUCACCUGCAGUUGUAUCUGA